UGGAGUUCGCUUACAAGAGCCCAGCUUUUGCCCUGCACAUUUGUGGCUUCCGUGGACAUAUUAGCAACUGGUGGUUUUAGCUCCCAGUCGCCCAGAGUUGCCAAGGGGGUGAGAAGUCAUCUGGAAAGUAUUUUAGCCUGAAUCACACUGAUUCACAAGACUAGCUGGUUUCUCCUGAAGUGUUUGGAAAAUCUGCACCGUGCUCAAGUCCUGGUGCAGGUGCAUGGUGAAGAAAUCCAGGAGAUAAACCCAAAGACUGAACUUGCAGACCAGGCGCCAAGUAGAAACUGAAAGUAUACUACCGGGUGAUCCUACGGAAGUUAUGGAAAAGGCAAACCCCAGAGCCCGGCCGUGAUGUGUGCCGCCCCUGGGAUGGAUGAACCGGCAGGGGCCCCGUGGAAGACAGAAACCAGCUGCAGAGCCUGCCCUGCCCAGCAUCGACUCCUGGCAAGUCCGCUGAAGAGCAGGGUUCUGGGCGUGAUUAUGGGUGGUGAGAGCUUGCUCCUGCUGCAGUUGCGGUCAUCAUGACCAUGCCCGCCUCCCGCAGACCAUGUUCCAUGUUUCUUUUAGGUAUAUUUUUGGAAUUCCUCCCUUGAUCCUUGUUCUGUUACCAGUAACUUCAUGUAAUUGUCAUCUUAAAGAUAAAGAAGGUAAAGAAUUUGAGAAUGUUAUACUGAUCAGCAUCGAUGAAUUGGACAAAAUGCUAGACAUUGACAGCAAUUGCUUGAAAAAAGAACUGAACUAUUUUAAGAAACAUUCAUGUGCUGAUAAAAAGGAAGCUGCUUUUCUGAAUCGUGCUGCUUACAAGUUGGAGCAAUUUGUUAAAAUGAAUAUCACUGAGGAUUUUGAGCUACACAUAUUAAAAGUUUCAAAGGGCACAUUAAAAGUGAUAAACUGCACCAAGGAAGAAACUAUUUUAAAGGAGCCAAAAAAGAAUGACUGGUGUUUCCUAAAGACACUAUUACAAAAAAUAAAAACUUGUUGGAAUAAAAUUUUGAGAGGGAAUUAAAGGACACUAGAAAAUGAGUGGAAUAUGUGAACUGUGGUUACAUCUGCUGAUAACCUAUCUGCUUAUGCAAUUUGGAGGGAAAGAAAGCCUCCUAGAAGUUACUGAAAACAACCUAGUAAAAAUAAUGAGGACAAAUGAGAAUUGACGUAGUACUAGAAGACUGACAUAAACAAUGGAAUCUGAACACUGCAGCGAACAGACUGUUUCAUAGGUAUGUGGAUACUUGUCAGUCAGUAUUAAGUUUAUACUGAUUUUGUAAGACAAUGACAUAAAGUAUCAUGUGCAAUAAAGCUUUUAAAACCUGUUUAAAUA
Octodon degus (degu) is the source of this 1321-nucleotide messenger RNA. RefSeq names its product interleukin 7 (gene Il7). Gene Ontology annotation, molecular function: growth factor activity; interleukin-7 receptor binding. The transcript is spliced from 5 exons. Lineage: Eukaryota; Metazoa; Chordata; Mammalia; Rodentia; Octodontidae. The record is from RefSeq and is a predicted model, not a curated record. Gene Ontology annotation, cellular component: extracellular region. Bases 551 to 1009 code for a protein of 152 amino acids. Gene Ontology annotation, biological process: immune response.